CGCCCCCGCGCCACAGCAGAACGCAGACGGGUCCUACAACUACGACAAGCCGGCCACGCCGUUCGGCGGGAAGGGUGCGGCUGCGGCGCCGGGAGCUGCUCCAGACAUGAAGUACCUGCCCCCUGAAAAGAAGGCGGGCGCGGCGUCGCCGGAUACGAAGUACCUGCCGCCGGCCGCCGCUGGCGGCGAAGCCAGCAAGCCAAAGGGUAAGGCGCCGAACAUGAAGUAUCUCCCUCCUAGUCAGGCCGCCGGCCGGCCAACCCCGCCGCAGAACGCGGACGGCUCCUACAACUACAACAAGCCGGCCAAGCCCUUCGCCGGCGGGGCGGGCGCCGCCAGCCCCACCAUGAAGUACCUGCCGCCGAAGGGCAGCGCAGGCGCGGCAGCGCCGAACACCAAGUACCUGCCUCCGUCGCGAGGCGCCGGCCCCGCCGCCGCGGCCGCCCCCAACACCAAGUACCUCCCGCCCAACAAGGCGUCCGCAUCGCCGCCGAGCAACAACUACCUGCCGCCGGCGGCCGGGGGCCAGAAGUCGGCGCCGGACUCCAAGUACCUCCCACCCAAGGACGCCGGCGGCGCCAAGCCGGCGAGCGGCUACCGGCCGCCACCGCCGCGGUCCCAGCUGCGGCCGACGCGGCCUCCGCCGCGUCCGAGACCCGUGCCCGACAGCUACCUGCCGCCAGCCGUGCUGCGGCCGCCGCCCAGGGCCCCGGGCAGCCAGUACCUGCCGCCGUCCAACGGGUUCCGCGGUCCCUCGGCAGCAGGCGCCGCCGCGGGCUUCCGCGGUGGUUUCGGUGGCUCGGGCCCCGCGGGCGGCCCGGGCCGGCCGCAGCCUCCGCAGCAGCAGCAGCAGCAGGGCCCCGGCGGGGACUUCGUCAGGCACGAGCACGGCGGCGUGAUCCGGGGUCGCUACUCCAUCCCGCUGGGUGGCGGCCGCUGGCUCGUCGUCUCGUACGUGGCGGACCACACCGGCUACCACCCCACCAUCCAGUACCUGUGAGCGGGCAGCAGAGCGACAGAUCUCCCUCCACCGCCGCCGCCGCCGCCUCUCCUCCCGCGGGUCCGACGUCGUCGCCGCGCAUCGGCCGCCCGUAAAGAAGAGAGGCAGAAGAGACCUCCCCCUUCCUCUAGUGUAUCGCCCAUUUUGUUUUACUGUUUUGUUUUGUUUUUGUUAUCGAUGUUACUGUUGUUUUUACUGUUGAAGAUUGUUUUAUUUCCCUGUUGAAACUGUUGGGGGCAUAGAGCUCUCGCAUCUUUGGAAGGGGGUGCUAAAUAUUUUUAUCUCCUUCCUGAAACGUUUAUAUGGAUCGUCGGCCUGCUCCAGUCAUUACAGUAACUUCUGCUAAGUUGCCGAGCAGUCUUUGCCCCCAACAGUAUUUAUUUUUUGUUUUUAUUUGUUGAACUGUGCUUAUUUAUUUUUUGUUGCUAAUUGUAAUAAUAAUAACAACGAGAAGAAACGAUGCAUUUGGUGUUGAUUCCGCAUCCUCUUUGGCGCGCCCCCCGCCACGCCGCGCCACGCCAGAC
Messenger RNA from Frankliniella occidentalis (western flower thrips), 1524 nucleotides. RefSeq lists its product as uncharacterized. NCBI's taxonomy places the organism in Eukaryota, Metazoa, Arthropoda, Insecta, Thysanoptera, Thripidae. The transcript has 3 exons. The record is from RefSeq and is a predicted model, not a curated record. Bases 107 to 1000 code for a protein of 297 amino acids.